Messenger RNA from Aphis gossypii (cotton aphid), 2199 nucleotides. Its product is annotated as zinc finger MYM-type protein 1-like. The transcript is spliced from 5 exons. Gene Ontology annotation, molecular function: protein dimerization activity. The record is from RefSeq and is a predicted model, not a curated record. NCBI's taxonomy places the organism in Eukaryota, Metazoa, Arthropoda, Insecta, Hemiptera, Aphididae. Bases 1 to 2199 code for a protein of 732 amino acids.
AUGGACAAAUUCGUUAUUAAGCUGUCCAAGGAAAAUAAACUUACUACUGCUUCUAAUACAAUAUCAAAAAACACAAUGUCAAUGGAUGACAAAUCUUUGGAUACUUUACAUGUAGAAAGUCCCAACAAGUCAACAUUAAGUAAACCUAUUAUUGAUACAAAUCGUGAUCCUUGUCAAGGUAAGGAAAAUGCAUAUUAUUUGUUAUCGAACGGUUUUGGUCCGUACCAACCUAAAAAUUAUGAUUUUCCAAAACGUGGAGGUAGAAAGUUUCGAUCAGAAUGGUUCAUAUCUUUUCCUUGGCUAGAAUACAGUCCUAGUAAAGAUUCAGCAUAUUGUUUUUAUUGUCGUGCCUUCCCAUCUAAUAAAUCAGAUAUAACAUUUAUUAGCGAAGGUUUUCGUCAGUGGUCAAAGGCUUGUUUUAAAUCUUUUCCAAAGCAUGAACAAUCAGUACCACUUAAAGAAUCUAGUACAAAAAUAGCUGGAUAUAACGAAGCUAAACAAUCUGGUAGUAUAAUCAAUAAAGUUAAUACACAAUAUAAUCAAGAAGUUUCUGAUAAUAGGGAAUAUUUAAAGUGUGUUUUAGAAACCUUGCUUUUCUGUGCCCGACAAGGUAUUGCCAUAAGAGGACAUAGAGAAAAUGAAGAGUCUCAAAAUAAAGGAAAUUUUCAAGAAUUAUUAAAUCUUCAAAAAAACUUUCGGUAUGUAAGUGGUGAAUAUUUAAAUGAGUUUCUUGGAUAUAUGGCUAAUAUUGUUAUCAGAGAUAUUGUGGAUAAUGUGUUAAUUGCUAAUAUUUUUAGUAUAAUUGUUGAUGAAACACAAGAUUUAUCAAGGCACGAGCAAGUUGCAAUUAUUAUAAGAUAUGUUAAUAAUGAUUUUUCUCCAAUUGAAGCUUUUUUAGGAUUUUAUAAAGUUGAGAGUACUGAUGGUUUAACACUUUCUUUAUUAUUAAAAAAUGUUCUUAUUUCUAAUGGAUUACAACUUGAGUGUUUAAGAGGACAAUGCUACGAUGGAGCAGCAUCCAUGCGAGGUGCUUACAAAGGAGUCCAGUCAAGAAUCAAGGAAGAAAAUCCUUUGGCUUUAUAUGUUCAUUGUAAUGCACACAUACUUAACUUAUGUCUUGUUGAUUUAUCUAAACAAAUAUCUCAUGUAAGAAAUGUAUUUGGUACUUUAAGUACUUUACAUAAUUUCAUUAAUGCUUCAUCUAAAAGACAAGCUGUAUUUGACAAUAUGCGUUCAAAGUUAAAUAUGAAAAUUGGUGAUGGGCCGUCUACUUUGAAAAGUCUUAGUGAUACUCGUUGGAGUUGUCGCAUAGAUGCUUUAGAGUCUCUUAUAUUUAAUUACCAAGUUGUAAUUGACUCGUUGGAAAAUAUUUCAGUAAAUGAUUCUAUACAUGGAAACAUUAUGUCCACUACCAAUAUUUUGUCAAAAUAUCUACAGAGUUCCAAUAUUGACUAUUCUAGUGUACAGCAUAUGACCAAAGCAACUAUUCAAGAACUCUCUAAUAUGAGAUGUGAAGAUAAAUUUAAUAUGCUAUGGAGUAAAACUAAUGUUAUGAAGAUAGAUAAUGAAAUAUGUUCCCCAAUACUAAAUAGAAAACUAAAAGUUCCUAAAAAACUUGGUGGAGGUUUAAAACAAAAUGAAAACUGUAAUGUUAAAGAUCAUUAUAAAAUAAACAUAUACUUCCAAGUUCUUGAUACUAUAGUAAGUGAUAUGAAAGAAAGAUUUAAAGAAAAUGACAUACAUAUUUUAAACUGCAUGCAAGAUAUAAUAGUAAAUGAACCAAUAAAGUACACUUCAUUUCAAGAUGUUAGUACAAUGUAUGGUUUUAAUGAAAGUGAACUGAAGGCUGAAACAAAGAUAUUCAAUAGGAUGUACAAAAGCCUGAAUACUGAAAAUACUAUUCAAUCUAAAAUAAAAUAUAUGAAGUCGGGCGAUAAUGCUGUUGGGUUUCCAACAUUGGCAAAAUUAUAUAAACUUUUUUUAACUAUACCAUCAAAUUCUGCAGCAUGUGAAAGAAGUUUUUCUUGUCUCCGACGAUUAAAAAACUAUUUAAGAAGUACUAUGGGACAAUCUAGAUUAAAUCAUUUAGGAAUUUUACAAAUAGAACGUGAAAGAUCGUUAAAUAUUAAUAACGAUGAAGUCAUAAAACAAUUUGACUCAUCUACAACAUCACGUCGUUUAAAAUUUAAUAAUUUUUAA